CUUCAGUCCACUUUCACCCCCUUUGCCCCUGCCACACUGUCUGCACGCCGCGGUGUCUGUGCUGAACCGGGCAGUCUUUAGGACCCGCGGCAGCCGGCAGACAGUCUGCAGGCCCCUGCAGUGAGAGCGGUGCAUCUGGAAGAGAGCUGGCCGGCUGGGGAGGUGGAGGACGGGGAGAGAAGAGGAAGGAGGCUCCGGGAGGCAAGCGAGACAAAAAGGGUCAGGCCUGGGACUUGGGAAAAUCGGGAGAGCCGAGAGAGAGAGAGAGAAAGAGAGAGAGAGAGAGAGAGAAGAGGGAUCAUCUCUCAUUCCUUUUGUUUUGUUUUGUUGUUUCUUUGAGUUUGUAUCCACCUCUCAUCCUCCACAUCGAGAACAUUAAGCCCCCACCCCCCCACCUCACCACCACCCAGAAGAGCCCCCCGCCUUCACCGCGAUGCCGUCCAACACUGUCACCAACACCAACACCACUGCAUUCAAAUCCUCAGACUACGCUGACUCACCUGGAAGCAGAAUGGGUGAAAGCACAAUACUGGACAUGGACCUGAUGACAGAGGAGAAGUCGGCUAAAAGUAGCACCUCCUGUAAAGUUGGCAAGUCUGGAAGGAAGCGCAAGCAGUUUUCAGUCGAGAGCUGUGGCUCUCUCAAAGGCAGUGUGGGUGUGGGCAACAGCUACACAGGGGUGGGUAGGCCGUCCAUGGCACAGGUCCACAAUGGAGACGUGGGCGGGCACAGAGACAGGACGUCCGAUGCCUGCUUCCCCAAACAGGAGAAGAGGGAAGUGGAGAACGGGAUCCCCAGAGACCCUUCCUCCUGCCGGGCAGAGGACAGCUCCCAGGGUCAGAGCCGGAGCCGGUCCCAGGAGAACGGAUUCCUGCCCAGCCGGGAAGAGCAGGACUCGGAGAAAGACAAGGACGACAGCCUGUUGACGCCGCGCAAGAAGCGAGGGAGACGGAAACUGGAGCGGCCAACGAAAUAUGUGGAGCACAAGGAGGAGGACGGGGGUGAUGCCGUCAAGACCGAGGGAGGUCGAGGCAGGCUGCGAGGGGGAGUUGGUUGGGAGAUCAGCCUUCGUCAGAGGCCCGUGCCCAGAAUAACCUUCCAGGCUGGUGACCCUUAUUACAUUAGCAAGCGGACCAGAGAGGAGUGGCUGGCCAAGUGGAAGAUGGAGGCAGAGAAAAAGGCCAAACUGAUGUCAGCGAUGAAUGCGAUGAAGGAUCACGAGGAGAAUGAAAUAGAGACAGAGAAAGAAGAAGAGCUCUCAAUAAUCAAACACCCAUCGCCUUCAAAGCCGCAGCAACAGCAGCACCAGAUGCAGCAGCUGCAGCUGCAGCCUCAGUUACACACUCAGUCACAGCCUCAGUAUCAACAGCAAUCACAGCCGUCGCUGCCACAGCAACAACAACUCCAGCCUCCGCCGCCGCCACCGCCGCCGCCUCAGCCGCCUCAGCUGCAGCAGCAGCAGCAGCAGCCUACUGACCCCGCUUCGCCCACUGUGGCCACGACCCCUGAGCCCGUCGCCAUCGGAGGUGGAGACAAGACAUCCCCCAAGUCUGCAGACACUGAGCCCGAGUAUGAGGACGGUCGUGGUUUUGGCAUCGGCGAGCUGGUUUGGGGGAAGCUGCGAGGGUACUCGUGGUGGCCAGGCCGCAUCGUAUCCUGGUUGAUGACGGGACGGAGCAGAGCCGCCGAGGGAACCAGAUGGGUCAUGUGGUUUGGAGAUGGAAAAUUCUCAGUGGUGUGUGUAGAGAAACUCUUGCCUUUAAGUUCCUUCAAUAAUGCCUUUCACCAACCAACUUACAACAAGCAGCCCACGUACAAGAAAGCCAUUUAUGAAGUGCUACAGGAGGCUAGCAGCCGGGCAGGCAAAGUCUACAUGGCUUGCCCCUCCAGCGAUGAAACAGAAACCUCCAAAUCUGUUGAAAUGCUGAACAAGCAGAUGAUUGACUGGGCAAUGACAGGAUUUCUGCCCACUGGACCCAAGGCCUUAGAGCCACCAGAGGAGGAGCGUAACCCAUACAAAGAGGUUUACCCUGAGAUGUGGGUGGAGCCCGAAGCAGCAGCCUACACGCCUCCUCCAGCCAAAAAGCCUCGCAAAAGCACAGCAGAGAAGCCCAAGGUCAAGGACAUCAUUGAUGAGAGGACACGAGAGCGACUUGUUCAUGAAGUGAGACAAAAGUGCCGCAGCAUAGAGGACAUCUGUAUCUCCUGUGGAAGUCUGAAUGUCAGCCUUGAGCACCCGCUGUUUGCCGGAGGAAUGUGCCAGAGCUGUAAGAACUGCUUCCUAGAAUGUGCGUACCAAUACGACGACGAUGGUUACCAGUCAUACUGCACUAUCUGCUGCGGAGGACGAGAGGUGCUCAUGUGCGGAAACAACAACUGUUGUCGGUGUUUCUGUGUGGAGUGUGUCGACCUCCUCGUUGGUCAGGGAGCGGCGCACGCAGCCAUCAAAGAGGACCCGUGGAACUGCUACAUGUGUAGUCAGAAGGGUGGGUUCGGUCUGCUGGGGCGCCGCUCCGACUGGCCCAGCCGUCUCCAGCACUUCUUCGCAAAUAAUCACGACCAAGAUUUUGAAACACCAAAGAUUUACCCCCCAGUCAUGGUGGAGAAGAGGAAGCCCAUUCGUGUCCUGUCUCUGUUUGACGGCAUAGCAACAGGGCUGCUUGUGCUUAGAGAACUAGGGAUCGAGGUGGAUCGCUACGUAGCUUCGGAGGUGUGCGAAGACUCCAUCACUGUGGGUAUCGUCCGGCAUCAGGGUCGCAUCAUGUAUGUCGGCGACGUGAGGAGCGUCACGCGCAAACAUAUACAUGAGUGGGGUCCUUUUGACCUAGUUAUUGGUGGCAGCCCAUGCAAUGACCUGUCUAUAGUCAAUCCUGCAAGGAAAGGUCUUUAUGAAGGCACCGGCCGCCUGUUCUUCGAGUUCUACAGGCUGCUCCACGAGGCUCGGCCGAAGGAGGGGGACGACCGGCCUUUCUUCUGGCUCUUUGAAAACGUGGUUGCCAUGGGUGUCAGUGAUAAGAGGGACAUAUCUCGCUUCUUAGAGUGCAACCCGGUGAUGAUCGAUGCCAAGGAAGUGUCUGCUGCCCACCGCGCUCGCUACUUCUGGGGUAACCUUCCUGGCAUGAACAGGCCUUUGAGUGCUAUGUGCAGUGACAGGGUGGACCUCCAGGACUGUUUAGAGCACGGCAGAACAGCGAAGUUUGACAAGGUGAGGACCAUCACCACCAGGUCUAACUCCAUCAAGCAGGGCAAGGACCAGCACUUCCCUGUCUUCAUGAACGAGAAGGAGGACAUACUCUGGUGCACUGAGAUGGAGAGGAUCUUUGGCUUCCCAGUCCACUAUACGGACGUGUCCAACAUGAGCCGAUUGGGGAGGCAGAGGCUCCUGGGCAGAUCAUGGAGCGUCCCGGUUAUCCGCCACCUGUUUGCACCACUCAAAGAUUACUUUGCCUGUGUUUGAGCAACGAGGAAAAAAACUCGGAACCAUUUUAGGAACUGCAACUGUACGUUGUGACUAGAAAUAAGAGCCUUGAUCCUCAAAUUAUACUCCUGUAUAAUUUGCGCGCGAAAACAUUGACGUAGAUUUCACAUUAUUUCUUGUAUUUGAAUUGUAAUUCUUAUUCUAUUUAAUUUUGAUAUGUCAUUUUACCUUUUAGCAGUGUUAUCAAGUAUUGUUGAUUUGUUUGUGCAAGCUAUACUUGAGACUAUGCUUUCUUCUCAAGACACUGAGACAGAAAAGUGCUAAACGUGUGUGUUUUAAAAAAAAAAAAAAAGAGAGAGAGACGGUGACGCGAUCGGGAAAGACCCAGAAAGAUAGGGGGAACGGUUUUUGAGAUAUGUGAAAUGUUUCUGCUGUGUGAGCGUACCGUGCGUCGGGCAGCCAUGCUUCCAGCUACUGAGCCUCACAGAGAUGUGAAGAGAAGGGCGAUUUUUCUUCAGUGUCAGGAGAGCCUCUAAGUCUCUAAGAAUCCAAAACACCAGAUCACAUAUACCUCUUUGUUUACAGUUUCUAUACACAACUGAAGGUAAUAAAGGUACUACUGUAAUAUGGUUACAAUACCAUGGUGCUCCAAGAUGAUGAGAAACAUCAUAGCCCAUGUGGCACGUUAGACAAUACGGAGCUCUUUAACCUGUUGCUGGAAAAACAUGUGUUUAAUGUUUUUACACUUAACGGAGAGAGAGAAAAAAAAUCUGUUUUGUGCCGUUUUUUUUGUUCACUUCAAAGCCGGAGUGUUGGACUGCAAAAACAGAGCGUAAGUCUCUCCUCUGCGUUUUACAGCUUUUAUACAGUUUGUACUGGUGCUCAUUUAAUCUCUCAGCCUCGCCACACUCAGGCUCACUACCUGGAUCUGCACAAAACAGAAAGUGAAGCUAGCCACAUGGGAAAUGAUGUUUUUCCGUCAUUCGGAAAAAAACAAAAAACAAAAAAAAAAAAAAACAGAAAAAAAAAGUAUAUAAGAUCAACGUCUGUGAAACUAUUUUUUUUUUCUAGUUUCAUCCUGACCAAUGACAUUACUGUACAACUGUUAGCAAGCGUGGUUGCUGAAAAGGAGGGCGAGGGCGUGUUUGAACCUCGGCUCCUCGGCGUCCACCUCUGUAAACUGAAAAAAAAAACAAAAAACUGUCAGGUGCAAAAUCCUCAACAAUAUGGUGCGGCUUCACAAAGUUCUUCUACCUUUUUUAUAGCAAUUUUGUGCUGUUUUAUCAACAUUAUAAAGCACUUUUAUAUGUAUACUUUCUUUUUUUCUUGAUAUUUUUUAAAAAAAGAUAUUGUUUUUUCUCGUGAAUUGUUUUUUUCUUUGGUUUUAUGAUGUGAACUGAUCUACCCUCGUGUAAUACUUUUUGUAUACAGUAGGGCUGUGCCAAUAGAAGUGAAAGAAUGGAUUUUGAUAUGUGAAACCCAUGUUAUUUGACUCAGUGUACAGUAGAUGGAUUGACAUUUGUAACCCCCCUUUCCCCUUCCCUUCCAUCAUCCAUACUGGUCUCUGUUUGACAGCAGCGGCGCAGUAUGUUUACUACCCAGAUUCAAAGAAUGUCUAUCUCUAUUAAGAUUGUAAAAUGUAAGACAGAGUUAAAGGAACUGUGUCACGCGCCUUGUAUAAUAUUUUGUCCCCUGUUAAGGACAGUCGGCCCUGAUAAAUCGUAGUCGCCAUGUUGACAAAUUUUUAAGUGCUGAUCCAGAUUUUUGGAUUCACGAACUAAAUUCUCUUGAUUGUAACCUCUAAGCUAAAAUAUGGAGGAUUUAGGCUGCGGUUUGUCAAAACGAAAAACUGACACGGUGCUUAACAAAAGACGUCAGCACUCAAAGAGUUUAAAGAGGGUAAUAAAAAAAAACAGAUGUUAUCACUUAUCUAUAUCAUAUUUAAGAUUCAAAAAAAUUUGAAAUUUAAUUUCUUAAUGUAAUUAAUUUCUUAAGUGACCUUAUUGCCAUCGUUCUUGCCCAUGCACACGGGGCUCAAUAUGAGCUCUUGUGAUACAGAUGUUAUCCCCCUCCCCUUCCUCCUAUAAUACUUAACAUCCCCUCACGUUUGUACAUUUUGUACAUAGAGUUUUUUCCGGUUGCUGUUUUUCAAUUUGUUUUUUAUCUUUUUUUUUUUUUUUUUUUAAUUACGUAUGAGAUGUACAAAUAUAAUUCUUUGCUAAUAUAUAUCAUCAAAUUAGGAGAGAAAAAAAAAUCUUAGGUUAAAAAAUUAAAAAAAUCAAGUGACAAAAUUUGAUUCAAAACUUGCUUUGAGCAUUUAGAACGUAGGGAGACUCCAAGUCGACUUUUUAUCGUGCUGAUUUGUUUGUGUCAAGUGAAUCCAGAUUUAGUGUCAUGUGAUCUUAACAGUGGCCUAUGGACAGCUUUAAGAUGAACGGUCUCUACUUCACUGCACAGCCCUACACGGUGGUGUUUUUUUGUUUUGUUUUGUUUUUAAUGCUUCUGUUUUUCCUUUUUUUUU
Molecule: messenger RNA, 5939 nt
Organism: Acanthopagrus latus (yellowfin seabream)
Lineage: Eukaryota; Metazoa; Chordata; Actinopteri; Spariformes; Sparidae
Gene: dnmt3ab
Product: DNA (cytosine-5-)-methyltransferase 3 alpha b
Exons: 23
Coding region: 434-3457 (1007 amino acids)
Biological process (GO): negative regulation of DNA-templated transcription
Cellular component (GO): cytoplasm; nucleus
Molecular function (GO): methyltransferase activity
Source: RefSeq, a predicted model, not a curated record